AAAUCAUAACUUGGUUUUAUAACCCUACAGACUUCUGGAUGAAAAGGCUCCUAUAACAAUGGCAAAAGUCCGGGAUGGAAGAAGGUGUGUCCGUUACAAAUGUGGCUUAAUCAGCACCAUUCAAGAUGUCCUUCGCAAAAGACCCGACUGGGUUGAAGUCAAAGAUGAGGAAGAGUGGGACUUCAACUGGUCUGAUGCGAGUUCGGUGAGGGAAAAUUUCCACAUGUUCAUGAAGGAACACGUCAGGAUAAACCACUUUCCUAACUAUUAUGAACUGACACGCAAAGAUCUCAUGGUGAAAAACCUUAAAAGGUUCCAGAAAGGUCUUGAAAAGGAUUUUGGCCGCACAGAAGCCUCCAGGUGUGAUUUUUUCCCCUCCACCUUUGCAUUGCCCAGUGAGUAUCAUCUCUUUGUGGGAGAGUUCAGCAGAAGCCCUGGCAGCACCUGGAUCAUGAAACCGGUAGGAAAAUCUCAAGGCAAAGGGAUUUUCCUGUUCAGAAAACUAAAAGACAUCAUGGACUGGAAGAAGGACAGUUCCCGCACAGAGGAACAGACAGAUGCAAUGCAUGUGGAAAACUAUGUAGCGCAACGCUAUAUAGAGAACCCUUACCUAAUUAAUGGCAGGAAGUUUGAUCUGAGAGUUUAUGUCCUUGUCACAUCAUUUGUUCCCUUGAAAGCCUGGCUGUAUCGAGAUGGCUUUGCCCGCGUCUCAGGCACUCGCUUCUCCCUGAGCACCAUUAAAGACAAGUACAUGCACCUCACCAAUGUUUCAGUUCAAAAAACAGCACCUGACUAUAAUCCGGAAAAGGGAUGUAAAUGGCAGCUGCAGCAGCUCAGACGAUACCUGACAGCAAAGCACGGCAGAGAGAUGGUUGAAACCCUCUUUAAAGAGAUGGAUAAUCUCUUUGUCCGGAGCCUACAGAGUGUGCAAAAGGCCAUUAUAAAUGACAAACACUGCUUUGAGCUGUAUGGCUAUGACAUACUACUGGACCAGAACCUCAAACCAUGGUUAAUUGAGGUGAAUGCCUCCCCUUCRUAUGCGCACAGUAGUCAAGAAGAUUACGACAUGAAGUGUAGACUGCUGGAGGACACUUUGAAUGUCGUUGACAUGGAGGGAAGGCUCACUGGCAAGGAAAAAAGAGUGGGAGGCUACGAUCUCAUGUGGAACAAUGGGCCCGUCUAUAAAGAGGACGUCAACCCACAAACACUUGGCAGCUUGUGUUUCACUGCCAACACACACUUAGGGUGUGUGAACGACAGGGAGAAGCAGCUUCGCCAACUUUUAAAUCCAUUCCAAUUUCAGAAGAAGCUCUAAUUGCAUCCAGAAACAAAAUGUAUCCAAUAAAUCAGUUUUGAGAACAUUUGA
Austrofundulus limnaeus is the source of this 1366-nucleotide messenger RNA. RefSeq names its product tubulin tyrosine ligase-like family, member 9 (gene ttll9). NCBI's taxonomy places the organism in Eukaryota, Metazoa, Chordata, Actinopteri, Cyprinodontiformes, Rivulidae. The transcript is spliced from 13 exons. The record is from RefSeq and is a predicted model, not a curated record. Gene Ontology annotation, molecular function: tubulin binding; tubulin-glutamic acid ligase activity. The coding region runs from base 59 to 1315 and encodes 418 amino acids. Gene Ontology annotation, cellular component: ciliary basal body. Gene Ontology annotation, biological process: protein polyglutamylation; microtubule cytoskeleton organization.